Besnoitia besnoiti is the source of this 468-nucleotide messenger RNA. RefSeq names its product cpw-wpc domain-containing protein. The coding region runs from base 1 to 468 and encodes 155 amino acids. NCBI's taxonomy places the organism in Eukaryota, Apicomplexa, Conoidasida, Eucoccidiorida, Sarcocystidae. The record is from RefSeq and is a predicted model, not a curated record. The transcript has 6 exons.
AUGACGCUUCAAAAGUCAAAAACCCGGGCAACAGCCAGCCGCGGCCCCCUGAAGAUGCGUGUAUUGCUCGCUGCUGCCGCAGCGGCAUCAUGCGUGGAAGUUUCCGCUUUGAACCCUCUCCAGAUGAUGAAAACCGGAUAUAUCGCGGAUGAGUUCAAAUUGGCCUUCGACGCACUCCCCACUACCGAGCAGCUGGUGAAAAAUGCCGUGGAAAUGGAACAGCUCGAUGAAGCAGUUGCGCGGGAGGUUAAAAGGAAGCCUGUGCAUCUGUGUGAAGGACCGUCGUAUAAACGGAACUACACCCAUGCGUGUCCAGCCGCAUGGGAGGAGCUACAAAACGGCCAAUGCUGGGGAAGGCGAUACCGCGGACCAUGCGAAGCUCUUCAUUUUUUGAGGCACUUCAGUGAGCAGCAGAAGAAGCGGUUUGUGGAACCAGUUACCGGUGACAUCAUUCGUCCGAAGAGCUAG